AUGGAUACUACACACUUUUUGAGAAUUUCCAAGGACCCAAAGUGGGUAUUAACCAAACUUGCGGGGUACUUAACUGCAAAAGCUGCAGUUAGUUGUUCAUCAAAAGCGGUGCCUUAUUCUUCCUUUCGUCAUAUUGCUCCCCUUACACGCCUCGGCGGUUCUCUCAAAUCUCAGUGUUCAACAUGGAGGAAGGUUGACCAACUUACCCAAAUCAAUGGACAUGGUGUCUCAAAGGAAGGAAAUGCUAUAAGAAACUUUGGUCUUGGAGGCCCUCUCACAGAUUCAAACACUGACAUUAUUGCAUUAAAGAACUACAUGGAUGCUCAGUAUUAUGGUGAGAUUGGUAUUGGAAGUCCCUCUCAAAAGUUCACUGUGAUCUUUGAUACUGGAAGUUCUAAUCUAUGGGUACCUUCUUCAAAGUGCUACUUUUCAGUAGCUUGCCUUUUUCACUCAAAGUACAAGGCGAGCCAUUCAAGCACCUACAAGAAAAAUGGGACAUCUGCUGCUAUUCAAUAUGGAACUGGAGCUAUCUCUGGUAUCUUUAGCCAAGACUCUGUCCAACUUGGUGAUCUUGUUGUUAAAGAACAGGAUUUUAUAGAGGCAACAAAAGAGCCUGGCAUCACUUUCUUGGCAGCCAAGUUUGAUGGUAUUCUUGGCCUUGGAUUUCAAGAAAUCUCUGUUGGAAAUGCUGUUCCUGUCUGGUACAACAUGGUAAAUCAAGGUCUUGUUCCCGAACCCGUAUUUUCUUUUUGGUUUAAUCGCAAUGCUGACGAGGAUGAAGGGGGUGAACUUGUGUUUGGUGGGGCCGAUCCUAAUCAUUUUAAGGGCAAACACACAUAUGUACCUGUGACUCAAAAGGGUUAUUGGCAGUUUGAUAUGGGCGAUGUCCUUAUUGGAGAUACAACUACUGGAUUUUGCAGUGAUGGUUGUGCAGCAAUUGCUGAUUCUGGAACCUCUUUGUUGGCAGGUCCAACGACUAUUAUUACUCAAAUCAACCAUGCAAUUGGUGCUGCUGGAGUAAUGAGUCAGCAAUGCAAGACAUUGGUUAAUCAAUAUGGAAAGACUAUAAUCGAGAUGCUCUUAUCCGAGGCACAACCCGAUAAAAUCUGUUCUCAAAUGAACUUAUGUACUUUUAAUGGUGCCCGAGAUGUUAGUUCAAUAAUUGAGAGUGUGGUUGACAAGAAUAAUGGUGGUGUUGGUGUACAUGAUGAGAUGUGUACUUUCUGUGAGAUGGCAGUUGUUUGGGUGCAAACUCAAAUAAAAAAGAAUCAGACUGAAGAUAACAUACUUAACUAUGUCAAUGAGCUUUGUGAUAAGCUGCCCAGUCCAAUGGGAGAAUCUGCAGUUGAGUGCAGCAGUCUUUCCUCCAUGCCCAAUAUCGCGUUUACUAUUGGUGAUAAAAUUUUUGAGCUUUCCCCAGAACAGUAUGUUCUGAAAAUUGGUGAGGGAGAAGUAGCACAAUGCAUCAGUGGAUUUACUGCUAUGGAUGUGGCCCCACCUCGUGGACCGCUUUGGAUUUUGGGAGAUGUUUUUAUGGGUCAAUACCAUACGGUGUUUGAUUAUGGGCGCUUACGUGUUGGAUUUGCUGAAGCAGCUUGAGGGAGGGACAGACUUUUCUGACUGUAAAUAUUUUCUAAAAAAAAGAGUUUAAAUAAAGUCUUUUUCGUCGUGUGUGUUUUUACUUCCGUAAAUUUCGUUGUUGGAUUGUAAAAAACGUGAGGUGGUAUGUGUUAGGAACUGAUGUUUGUUUGUUUACCAGUUAUCGUUAUGUUAUGUUAUGUUAUGGUUGUUUUUGUUUUA
This is a messenger RNA of Lactuca virosa, 1800 nucleotides long. The record is from the annotation of a GenBank genome assembly. Lineage: Eukaryota; Viridiplantae; Streptophyta; Magnoliopsida; Asterales; Asteraceae.